This is a messenger RNA of Aricia agestis (brown argus), 3989 nucleotides long. RefSeq lists its product as uncharacterized. Bases 149 to 1870 code for a protein of 573 amino acids. The transcript is spliced from 14 exons. Lineage: Eukaryota; Metazoa; Arthropoda; Insecta; Lepidoptera; Lycaenidae. Gene Ontology annotation, biological process: nucleoside metabolic process. The record is from RefSeq and is a predicted model, not a curated record. Gene Ontology annotation, molecular function: catalytic activity.
AAACAAUAUUCAUAAGGUACAGGUUUACUAUUUUUUAUAGUAAGGUUACAAUAACCCCCGAGACAACUCAGUCAAGAGUUUUUUUAUUUAUUCGAGCAACAGGCGCGCCUUAUUUACGUUUAUCGGCUCAACAUAAAAGUUGGUAAUUAUGGCGGAAAUACAGGAAAAGGUUAUUAUGACACCAAAGAGCAAAACAGCUACAUCUACAAUCCUGGUAGUCGAGAGAAAAGUUAUUGAAGCCCAACCUAGUGACAAAAUACAUGUAGCAGGUGGUGACCACACUGGGAUCAUUAUCAACAAGGAGGAAGUUUAUGAAAAUGGAAUCACAGAGUCAUGUCAUGCACAGUUGGAGUUUUGUGUUUAUUUGGUAUCAGCAGCCACGGGCAAGCACACUAGAGAAGCGAGAGCCCUGAGAUUUUGGUUUAAACCUGAGGUGCCGUUGCAUGAGUGUCCACAUGAGGCCCAAGCAUUCUUUCGUGAGCUAGUAAGCCCACAAGACUUUCCCAAAGAUUAUGUUGGUUUCAUAAAAAAAAUUAUCAAAUUGAUGCAAAACAAAUAUCAUCGGCUGAAAAUUUUGGAGGUGGAGUUACGACAGGAAGCCAGUGGACCACCACCAGAAAACAAAGGCGAUAUAACGAGUAAGACUACUAGUUACACAUGUUGUAAUGGUUCUUUCAUAGAAGAAAAUGGCACGAAUCAAACACACAUCUCAGAACAAAAGGUGCUGGAUAUGAUUGAAAAUGCUUACCCCAAUCCCCUGUCAGUGGAUGACUUCGUCACGGCUGGAAAAUGGUCGAAAGCAGAGGUGAAAGACGCCCUAGAAGCUUUGGAGGAGAAAGGACUUACGCGUGUGAUGUCAGAAGGAAUUUAUGUCCGGCAACAUAGUAUUGAUACGCAGGUGGUGAAGCAAAUGCCAACGCUGUGCUCCUCGCGACAGCCGACUAUAGCCGUGGUGACGGCCCUGUACUGCGAAAAACAAGCCGUUGACGCCAUGAUGGACAACCAGGAGACGUAUGUCCGAUACACCACAGUCGGGGAGUCCAAUGUGUACACGUUGGGCACAAUCGGUGCUCAUCGCGUGGUUACAACCAAGCUGCCGUCAGUGGGCCGUACGAGAGAGGCCAUGACCGCUGCCGGUAACACCACCACUAGGUUGCUCGGAAUAUUCCAAAAGGUGGAAUACGUGUUCUUGGUGGGCGUGGGCGGCGGGGUCCCUCACUACACGGACUACACUAAACACGUGAGGCUAGGUGACGUCGUGGUGUCCACGCCGGCGCCGGAUCUCAAUGACAAAUACGUGUACCAGUUCUGCGAGAAGGCGGAGCGCAACGACAAGGGUGGGUGGGACUUCGAGGUGAAGCCGUACAAGCCGGCCGUCCCCCUGCUGCAGGACAUCGCCCUGCGCCUCAACAACCCCAGCUGGAAGUGGAGCGUAUACGUUACUGAAGGUCUGGAGCGUUUGCGGAGCGUGCCCGGCAAGUGGGAGGCGCCGGAGCACACGACGGAUCGGUUGACCGUCGACGUCGGCGGCGGCGCCUUCAUAGAGGUCUCACAUCCCGCGCCGCAGGGCGAGCAGAUGCGCAGCGCGCGUGUGCACUGCGCGCCGGUAGCGGGCGGGCGCGCGGUGGCGGGCAGCGGCGAGGCGCGCGCGGCGUUCGCGGCGCACGCGCGCGCCCUCGCGUACGACUGCGAGCUCGACGCGGUGCUCGACAGCGUCGUCGGCAACUGCAAGGACUGCUUCAUAUCCAUUCGAGGUAUAUCAGACUACCGCGACGGCACACGCGGCAAGGACUGGCAGCCGCACGCCGCGCUCGCGGCAGCCGCCGUCAUGAAGGGCAUAGUCACCGCCAUGGACCCGCCCACUGAUUAAAGCAAGAACACGUCAGGAAAUUCGUAUAUUCACCUACUAAGGGCUCCCACACAAAACUGCGAAUUUGCAUCGCAUCGCAAAUAUCUGCGACAAAACUCAUAUUAAAAAUGACAUCCGCAAGAAUUCGCAGUUAUGUGUGGGAGCCCUAACUGCUGCAAAGAAAAUGCCAAAUUCGAACAUUGGUACGAGUUUACUAGCACGUGAUGUGAUACAAGUUAAUUGCCGACUCCCGAAAGUUAUCUGAGUCACGCUUAAUAUGCAUGAGUGCCCGAAUCGUGCAGUCUAGUAUGAAUGUCUACUAUAAUUGUGGUAUAGUAGUCACUUGAGCUAACAUUUUUCAUCUUUGAAUAUCGGCCUUUUUUCAAAUGUGGCAAAAUAAGUAACAAUUAAAUAACCCCAUAACGGUAGGUAAUCAAGGUUCAGACGGUCCAAUGACCGCGGCCCGACGACCCCGUGUGAAAUUACAUUACGUAGGGGCAAUGUACGAAUUUCUUAAAAUAAAACUACUUGCUGAACUGGUAGUGUGUAGAAGAUUUUACAUACAUUUUUGUAUCGAAUAAUAAAAACCCAUAGAAAUUAGACUUGAAUGUGGUUUAAUGUUAAGUAUUGCAUUUGCAAAAAUCAAGUCUUGAUUAAAAUUUUACUACCUAUGAAAAAGAUAAUGAUACUAUUAUUAGACCGUAUUUAGGUGCCAAUAUUUAAUCAAUAUCAUUAUGACUGCAUUUUGGCCUACAAAAUAUUUUACUUACACAUAUUGAAACAGGACUUUGUUCUUAAACUUAGAUAGAUAAUAAUUAAUUAGAAUACAGGUUUACUUGCCUUAUAGUUGCUAGAUCUGUAGAACAUUAUUUACAAAUUGAUGUUGGUAUUUAUCUUCCAAUAUUUGAUUGUGACCUAAAUAUAUUAUUGUUAUUCGUGUGACACUUGCAUGCUCUUUCUAGUGUUGUUGAAUCUCCUUCUGAUGUUUGAAAUAUUUUAUAAACCACCCGUUACCCUUGAUGUUCCUUUGUUUCACUAAACAUAUCGAAUGUUCCACUUAAACUUUGUUAAACUACGGGACUACUCAAAGUAGCUAAUAGCAAAGGUAACGCGCCAUGAUCGCUUUGAUUAUGUGUUUGUGAGUGUACGGCACCUUUCCGCAUGCAGACUCUCACAUAGGUCGUGCUGUGAGUAACAUCAAAUCUCGCAUUGGCGCUCGCACACGCACACUCAAAUCGGCGUGUUUAUAUUAUGCAGAUGCGCUACUGUUGUAAACUCUGCCCCUAACGUCCUUGUCUAUGUUACCUAGUGUGAAACAUUCCAAGUACAAUGACUCGCUGAGAUACGGCGUCUUAGGCUGUACCGUUCUGUUGUUAGUUGUGUUAAUUAUAUUUAUGUGACCAAAUUGUUAAUGACUGACCACCAAUAUGAAACCGUUAAUUUUGUUUUGAAUACAUUGAAAAUGUUAUUAUUGUUAUCGUGAAUCGUACCAAAUAUAUUUAAACUUUAUUAUAAUGCAUGCCGUGCUCUAUUUAGGAGAUUUUUAUAAUAUCGAAGUGUUCGUUUUUUAAUUGUAAGUUACGAACUUUUGCACACUUUAUUUUAAGAGUUUACCUUUUUUUAAAUAUUUAUUUGUGAAGUACAUAUUAAGUUAAACUAGUGCCUAUAAUGAGCAACUUUAAAAGUUGUUGAUAGUAUUUCACUGCCAUAUGUGGCCUAUUUAUUCAUAGUUUUAAUGUUUGUUGUAUGAACCAAAGUCGGCAAUUUGUCUGUUUAAAACAGGUCUAGUCGCCUGAAAAUAUUUAUUUACAAUUUUUUAUAACCAUAGUAUUUUAUUGACAUAAUUUUAAUAUUUUAAUAUCAAUUAUCAUUAAAUCAAUGCCGAGACAUGGUACUAAAUUGCUUAAGAAUUUAACAAAAUUAAUAAAACAAACCGAAUAAUACAAAAACAACCUAUUAUAGGUUUGAUUAUAAAGACCUACAAAUAGUUGAGUUUUCAAGUGACUUUUGUGUUGAGAUUAUGUUAUUCAUGUUUGAAUAUUAUAUACUUACGUAUUAUUUCGUUUGUGUGAUUUGCUUUAUUUGUAUGACCAAUUACUUGUAAUGUUGUAAUUUAAUUUUACUAUUUGUAUAUUAGAAG